GCUGCCGGCGCAGCCUCGGGUCGCGCGGGGCAGGGCCGCGGGCCGCAGGGGCGAGCGCGCUCCGGGAACAUGGCGGCGGCGGGCCUCGCCCAGGUGCCCGACGUGGACAUCGACUCCGACGGCGUCUUCAAGUACGUGCUGAUCCGAGUCCACACGGUGCCGUCCUCCGGGGCUCCGGCCGGGGACAGCAAGGAGAUCGUGCGCGGCUACAAGUGGGCCGAGUACCACGCCGACAUCUACGACAAGGUAUCAGGCGAGAUGCAGAAGAAGGGCUAUGACUGCGAGUGCCUGGGGGGCGGGCGCAUCUCCCACCAGAGCCAGGACAAGAAGAUCCACGUGUACGGCUACUCCAUGGGUUACGGUCGCGCCCAGCACUCUGUCUCCACGGAGAAGAUCAAAGCCAGGUAUCCCGACUACGAGGUCACCUGGGCUGACGACGGCUACUGAGGCCCACCCGAGGCUGGCCGCCUCCAGCAGCCCACUCAGAACUCUGCCCUCAAGGCCGCCUCCCAAGGGACUGGGCUGCACCCCCGGCACUUUGUCACACUGGCCAGGCCUCGGUGCCCGGGGCCACCUCUCUGGGGAGAAUUAAAAGCAUCAUGAGCUCUGCUGGUCCCUGAA
Messenger RNA from Hippopotamus amphibius kiboko, 621 nucleotides. It is a transcript of the gene PHPT1, whose product is annotated as phosphohistidine phosphatase 1. The transcript has 3 exons. The record is from RefSeq and is a predicted model, not a curated record. Gene Ontology annotation, cellular component: cytosol. Bases 70 to 447 code for a protein of 125 amino acids. NCBI's taxonomy places the organism in Eukaryota, Metazoa, Chordata, Mammalia, Artiodactyla, Hippopotamidae. Gene Ontology annotation, biological process: peptidyl-histidine dephosphorylation. Gene Ontology annotation, molecular function: protein histidine phosphatase activity.